Molecule: messenger RNA, 1134 nt
Organism: Kluyveromyces marxianus DMKU3-1042
Lineage: Eukaryota; Fungi; Ascomycota; Saccharomycetes; Saccharomycetales; Saccharomycetaceae
Exons: 1
Coding region: 1-1134 (377 amino acids)
Source: RefSeq, a predicted model, not a curated record
AUGCCUGGUCAAUUGGUCAAUGUUGCAUUUUUCUCCCAAGUGGAGGAUAUGAAUAUGUACUUAACGGAUUACAGAUCUUCUAAGCAAAAUUCCCAGCAACAGGUAUAUGCUCAACAGACAGCACAUCGAUACAAUCAUCAAUUAAAGAUGAAUAGUACGCAAUAUUUGAAUUUUAAUAGCAUGCAACAACAGGGCGCAUAUCCACAAUCUCAAAAUAUGCAUCAGCAGCACCAGCAGCAAACACAACAAAUUAAUCGUAAAAAGUAUAAUAAUGGCACAACAUUUGCUCAAUCAAGUAAUUUUAACGUUAGGUCGCGUCAACAAGUUAACAGUGGUAAAUAUAACCAACCAUACCAACAGUCGGUCACAAGUAUUUACAAUAAUGCUGUAAAUCAAUACAAUUUUCCAUCUGGCUUAUUUGGGGGUUAUACAUCGACACCCAAUCUUCCUUAUUCGAAAAGUGGUAUAAAUCAAUCAGGAGAUGGUCCGUUUACUAACGACUAUAACGACCAGUUACUUAAAGAAGGAAAUUAUGAUAACUUAAGCUUAUUAUCUAAUAAUAGUCCCAACGUGUCUAAUUCAUCAUUAGGCCAAUUCAACAACAGUGUGGGCAAUAUCUCUCAAAUACCAGAUUCCAGAGCCUGCUUUAGUCCAAACUCUAGCAUAACACCUCCACCUAUACCUCCAUCACGCUUGUCUUCAACUUUGAGUUCAGCGUCUGUUACAUCAUCUAUAUGCAAUGACUUAGAUUUCGUUCUGCCAAAUGAAGGAGGUAAUACUCAUCCAUUUGUACAACAGCAACCACAACAGCAGCAGCAACAAAGUCGUUUCUUGUCUCAACUUCCGCAAACUUCACAGCAAUCAUUUGCCUCAUUUGGUAACCAAUUGGUAGAACAGUCAUUUUCGCAAGAUCACGAUCUUCUAAACUCAUUGAAUCAGUCAUCUUCUCUUUCAACUGAACAACAUGAUUUACACUUACCUUAUGGAAGAAAUCCUUAUCAAUCUGACACAUUCCCUUCUACUUUUUUGGUUUCACAAACGAAUGCUGCAUGGAACAAUGAUAAUUCUUCCCGCCCAACAACCACAACAUCAUCAAACUCUAUUUGGAACUCAGACAUGAGCGUUUGGAGUUAG